This is a messenger RNA of Anopheles cruzii, 2368 nucleotides long. RefSeq names its product WD repeat-containing protein 62-like. Lineage: Eukaryota; Metazoa; Arthropoda; Insecta; Diptera; Culicidae. The record is from RefSeq and is a predicted model, not a curated record. Gene Ontology annotation, biological process: mitotic spindle organization; regulation of mitotic cell cycle. Gene Ontology annotation, cellular component: mitotic spindle. Gene Ontology annotation, molecular function: protein binding.
GUUUGACAAUGCGUCGUCCACCACGAGCACGAGCGGCGAGAUCGAGUGCUGGCUACAGAACCCCGACGGCACCGUGGGGACGCCACCCCAACAUACAGCGCCAAUGGAAGUGGAACGCCGUGCCAAUGGGAUGCCGUGGUGCGAAAGGGACGAUGAGCGCCUGGGGGACGCUGCCGCUCAAAACGCUAGCAUCGCCUCUCAGCCGGAAAUGAUCAGCGAUCGGUGUGAUAGGCGAAUGCCCACGGUUGGCGUAAGCGCUAGCCAGUGCACGGAGCAACAGCGACAAGCGGCGAAGCAGCAGCUCCUGCACUCGACGCACGUGCCGGAAUCCUGCCAUCAUGCCGCACGCACCGCCGUGGACGAUGACAUCCGCCCUGACGAGAUCCGACGGAUUGAGGAUCGACAUCCUCCAGAGACUCAGCAAGCUACAGUCCCGGAAGCCAUCCUGCACCGUUCCGCCUGCAUUCGGGGCGUCGAAACCGUGCCAUUCAGUUACCAAUACAGCUCCGGUAAGGACGCGGCCUCAGUGCCGUCCAACUACUUCAUGAUCCACCCGUCGGACGACUCGAACCGCGUGUGGGACGUAGACGGGCGCGACAUCUACAGCAAGGAGCUGAUGGAAGUGCCGUAUAUCGACGACGAGAUGAGCUUCACCCGCGACACGGUCAACCCGGUCCAGGGGGUGAAGCAGAACGCCAGCUACGACGGGCGCAACGGGGUGUGGUGCAUCAAGAUUGCCCCCCACAGCCGCCGACUGGCUAUGAGAGACCGAAGCGGCGACAUUCGAAUCUACAAUAUCAGCAACCCUAAGCUGACUACGACAAUCGGGGCGCACGAAUUGGAAGUGCUGCGCCCGGAGUACGAGAACGAAAAGAUCAUACGAGGACUGCUGGACAGCACCAGCCGCGAUCGGUUGGUUCACAUCCUCGACUGCGAUGCCAAGCACCGCAUCCCGCAGACGCUGGAUGACCACUCAAGUAGCAUCAUGCCCGUGCAGUUCCUCGGGGUCGGCAAACAGUUCCAGAUGGUGUCCUGCGGUGCCGACAAACCCAUCAUCUUCCACCACUACCAGAACGACGUGUUCCUGCGCGGCAACAACGGCUCGGGCAAGGACACGCUCUACCACAUGGAGGUAGACAAACACAUCCUGACCGCGUGCCAGGAUUGGAACAUAUGUGUGUACAGCACACGGAACGCGAAGCCUACGAAAGCGUUCAAGGGUUCGCAAUCGGACGAGGGCGGCCUGAUCAAGGUGGGCCUCGAUCUGAGCGGCGUCUACUUCGCCACCUCCUGCACGGACAAGACGCCGAGCUUGUACGACUACUACGCGAACGAGCGCAUGGCGCAAAUAUACGGCCGCGGUGAGCCGGUAACGAGGCGCAAUCAUACGGACAACUGCAAGUAUCUGAUAGCGGCCUGCGGCGACGGAUGCGUGUUCAUUUGGCGGGAGCCACAUACUAUGAUCAUCACUAUGGCGUUCCGUUCGGGCCACCGGCCAAUCCCGUGCAUGCUCCAACUUACCAACCCCGUCACGAGCGUCAUCCCGAACCAUCCGCCGAACCAGGGAUUGCCAGCGGAUGCCGGGAACGCGCCGGGCGAGUAUGGAUUACCACCGAACCGUUCACCAUUCCUGCUCACAGACCCGGCAUCGGUUGUGCCCGGGUAUCGCUAUGCCGACAUCGGCCAGCUGCUACAGUGGGCCAAACGCAGAAGGACCGAAGAUCAGUGCAAAUCACCCGUCCUCGGCAGCAGUCCUAGUCAGGGAGGCAACAACUUCGGUGGCAUCGCCACGAAACCGCGUGGCCGGUGGAGUCAAAGGGGGCGGCUGGAGGAACCGCCCGAUCUGCGCCACAUCGUCGACCGUCCGUUGAACGUGACGUUACUGCAGAACAAACUGAUGGUCGAUGCAAAGGCGCUGCACACUCCGAACUCGGAUUCGAGCACCGUGCACGACGGUGACCCGGAGGAUAUUUCGGAUAACGAACGAACGAACUCCGACCACGGUAUGAUGUACUACCCAUCGUCAAGUCCGUCCACACCGACGGACUUUAACAUCAACGACGCGGACACAAACGGGUUCCGCAAAUCGAUUCGACGACAGAAGCUCGAAAAGCAGGGCCCCGGCACAUCGGCCCAGCUGCAGAGUGCAGUACCCGACAUCGGGACCAGCACCAGGACCAUCACCGGGACCGGGACCGGCGCCGGCAAUUCAGACGAUGAGGACAAAGGCUCGACACCGAGCGGUAACAAUGCCGAUCGCUCGCUCCGCAGCUCCACACUGGGCGGCAGCUCCAGGAGCAGCUCGCAGCAAACGUCGUCCGGCUUUCUACAAGCCGUCCUCAUUGGUUCGGGCCACCUGUCCGACUGA